CACGUAUGAGACCAAGUGCAAAGUGAGGAACCAACUUCGCUAACUUGCAGUGGCAAUGGGGGAUAUGAAGACCCCAGACUUUGAUGAUUUGCUGGCAGCGUUUGACAUUCCUGACAUUGAUGCCAAAGAGGCCAUUCAGUCCAGUCCAGACGAGGAACGGGAUGAGGCCCGGACUAAUGUGCAUGGGAGAGAGAGUGGAUCUCCUUCAAGGUUUGCCGACCCUCCUGCCCCUCAAAGUGAGCCUCCUGUGGUUAGUGUUAUUGUUAAGAACACAGUGCGGUCAGAGUCUUUUGAAGAGGAAGAGAAGUCUGCCAGGGAUAAAACAGACAAUCCUUCAAGCAGUGCCUUAGCCUCUCCUGUGCAGGUCAAGCUGGAUGAUAUCACCUCACAGCUUUGUCCCAGACUCCCCUCCGAGUCUGCCGUGGAGGGCGAGACGACUAAUGGCUUUGAGGAAUCUCCCUCCAGCCUGCAGGGACAGUCUAGCACAGAAGCAUGGCACCAGGCUUCACCUCUGAGGUCCACACUGAGUGAAAGUGACAGUGAAACCGAUAAAAGGCCUGAGCCUGGAUCUUCCCAGCAUGCGGUUGAUGUUAUGAACAGUUUAAGGCCCCUUCUCCACCUCAAGUCGCCAACCACUGGUGUUCCCACCCCAUUAUCUCCUCCUUCCCCAGCCUCUGUCAGUGAUCACCUUUCUCCUCACUCCCCUCAGCAGGAUGAAACCUGUCUCAGAGAUAAUACACUAUCAUCACCGUCACUACAAAAUGACAGCAUGGAAACCGGAAUCAAGCAUGUUAUGCACACAGAUGAAGAUGACUCAGAACCAGAGCUGGUGAUCCAGGAGAGCCCAGAAUCUGUAAUGGCCCCACCUCCUAAGUUUAAAUACAGAGCAAAAUUACCACCUACUUUUCUUGGGUCUCCUGAAAUGAGACCUUCUGAUCCUCCUAAGCUCACUUUUUCCACAAAACCUAAACCCCAACACGAGGAGGAUGGGCUGCCUACCACACCAAGCUCUCCACCCUCACCUCAAAGUUCCCAGGACCGCCUCCCACAUGUUAGCACCAGCUCUGCCUCAGUCCAAGAGGAGAAAUACCCAGAACAUGUGAUUGAUGAGAGGGAGUCGCCUGAGAGCCCACCACCCAGUGAGACAGGGUUUUUACUCCAAAAUAGAAGCAGCAGCAGCCCUGAUCCCGGCUCAACAGCAGCUCUAACUGCAAACCAUGACGAAUUCCACCAUCAGGAGGAGCACAUGGAGAGUGAGGACUGUCAGCAAGACAAGACGGGUAACAGUGAAGGAAUGGGUGAAAAGGUGGAUGGAGAUGGGGAAAAUUUAGACACAGAGAAGUGUGAUGCUGACACUGAGGAUGCUGCAAGCGCCACAGAGACGGUUUCACCUCCACUGCGACCACUCAAAGUUAAAAUCAAAAUGCCCACAGGCAGCAUCACAAGGACUGUCACUGGUGUGGCGCCUAAAAGAAGCGGAAGAGCCACCAGUAAGGGUGUGACUGCUCCAAAACCAUCACCACAGCGUCAUAACACAAGAGCCAAAAGGGAGUUACCGCAAGAAAGUCAGCUGACUGCAGUGGAGAUGCUGCAGGAUGCCUGUGCUGCCACACUAGAAGGCGCGAGUACAAUUAGAGAGAAAACCUCCGCUGACGCCAGGCCUAAAGUUUCCCCCACAGCAGUGAACAUCACAAAAACUGCAGCUCUGCCCUCUAUUACUACCUCCUCCUCCAGAGUCAGCGCGAGUACAGGCAACCUGCGCACCCUGGGCCAAAAAACUCUCAACAGUGGGGUGACACUACCUGCUUCUUUACCUCUGCUGCCCCCUCAAAGCAGCAGCAGGCCAGCAUCUAUAGUCAACAGCACUGGGGCCAUCAUAUCAAAGAGCCAGACCAACUUAGUGGAAGCCUUCAACAAAAUCCUGAAUAACAAGAACCUGCUGCCGAGUUAUAAACCAAAUCUGAGCGCCCCUCUUCCUGCAGAGUGGGGCAUUUCUCUACCUGCGCAGGGUUACCGGUGUCUGGAGUGCGGUGACGCCUUUGCCCUGGAGCAGAGUUUAGCACAGCACUACGACCGGCGCUCGCUCAGGAUCGAAGUGACCUGCAAUCACUGCGCCAAACGGCUGGCCUUCUUCAACAAGUGCAGCUUGCUGUUACACGCCAGAGAGCACAAGGACAGAGGCCUGAUCAUGCAGUGUUCACACUUGGUCAUGAAACCAGUACCUGUGGAUCAGAUGAUCAGCCAGCAGGAACCAACAGCAGCUGGCCAGACCAACCCAAAGGCAGCACCCCAGGCACAUCAAGCAGUAGCUAAGAAAGCAGAAGCAGUGCAGUACACAGGUAACAAAUGUCCUGAGUGUCAGGCUCAGUUCUGCAGCAAAGAAGAGGUAGCUGAACAUUUCCAGGAAAUCAAGCCAGCACAGAGCACCUCGUGCUCCGAGUGCUCGCCUCCCAUGCUGCUACCCAACAGCUGCAGUGCAGCAGCUCAUCAGCGCAUCCAUCAAGGCUCCUCUCCACAUGUGUGUCCAGAGUGUGGGGGCACAGCCAAACAGGCACAGUUCAAAAUGCAUGUGGACGAGACCUGCUUGCACUUUUCCCGCCGUAUUGGCUACAGAUGUUCUAGCUGCCUGGUGGUGUUUGGAGGUCUGAACUCGGUGAAGUCUCACAUCCAGCAGGCUCACUGCGACAUGUUCCAUAAGUGUCCCAGCUGCCCCAUGGCUUUCAAAUCUGCCCCCAGCAUUCAGAACCACAUCACUGCCCAGCAUCCGGGGCUCCCUGAAGGACAGCCAAUGCUGAUCUAUAAGUGUGUCAUGUGUGACACAGUGUUUACCCACAAACCCCUGCUGCAUGCCCACUUUGACACUCAUUUAACCAAUCAAAAGGUCCACGUGUUUAAAUGCCCCGCAUGCACCAAGCUGUUUUCUCAGAGGAACUCCCUGCUGGACCAUUUCAAGACCCACAAGACUCCCAAAUCAAAAGGAGAGCUACCUUUGCUUACAGGUGGUGCUUCUCUGAAAUUAGAGAGCUCUGAUGGAGAUGAAUGGAUGCGUAAAGACAAAGAAGAGAAGGUGAAGCCAGAAAAGAUGAAGACCCCUUCAGGGUGGAGGUGUUCAUCUUGUAACACGCGCUACACGGACCGGGAGGACUAUAUUACCCAUAUGGGUGAACUGCACGGCAAGAUUUUGAAGAAGUUUCCCUGCAACAAAUGUGAGAGCUCCUUCACAACCACCUCCAGUCUGAGGCGUCACAUCAGAGAUAAGCACAAAGCCAUGAACCGCAGCUUUCGCUGCCAGUUUUGCACUGAAGGUAAGAAAACCUUCAGCAGCAGAACGAUGUUGGAGAGGCACCUUCAGCUGAGGCACAGCACAGAAACUGCGAGCCAGAAAACCACAAUGAGUGGUGAAGAUGAAGCUGACAGUUCAUCGGAACAGGACAGCAGUUUGGGGGCUCGCAAGAGACGGAGAGGAGCCGUGAAGGUGGAGCAGAAUGAAGAGUCCACAGACAGAGUUAGUCCGGGGAAGAAGCUACGGUCCUCUUCCUCCUCAGCUCUCGCUCCGUCCUCUCUUCCGGAGUCUGGGUUUCGAUGUGCUGUCUGCGGCUUCACCUCAGAGGAGCAGGUGGCGUUCCUGGAGCACAUCAGCCAGCACAGGCGCGGAGGCACGGACGACGGCGGCCUGCAGUGUCUCCAGUGUGGCGCCUGCUUCACAUCCACCUUCUCACUGUCACGCCAUCGCUUCAUCACCCACAAAGUGAGAGAUGUGCUCAAUGACAACCAACAAGCACCCAGUGUGCACCCGUCACCCUCCGUUGGAAAUAGUAGGCACCACGAGGAUAAGAGUUCUCUGAAUGGCUCUGCACCAGCAUCACCCUCCACUCAGCCCUCCACAGGAGAGGGGAAAGAGGAGGAGGGAGCACUGGCCUGUAAGGUGUGUGGUAAACACUUUGAAAAGGUCACAGAUCUGAAUACACACUUCAGAACUCAUGGUAUGGCUUUUAUCAAUGCGAGGAACGCAGGAAAAACGAUCUGAGAUGGCAAACAUGAAGAAUAUGUCAUGAUUAAGAGUACUCACAAGUGCCUUUCUGUUACCGAGUACCGGUUAAAGUGCGAGUUCUGCUCUGAUUUUACCAAGGAUUACCAAUAUAGUCUGAAAAUGUGAAAUGUUCAGAUGCGAUUCUCAUUGUUCCAGACGAGCUUUUGUGACACUCAGGAUCUAAUGCUGUGCUUCUGUGUUUAGUUAAUGUAAUGAAAUUAGAGUUUAAUCUGUUUCCCUCACAAUCAUGUGCCUGCAGAGGCCGGUGAACACUGUUCUAACCGUGCUGUGAUAACGAUGGCCAUUUAAUGAAUAUGCUUUUUUUUUUAAAUUUCAAUACUUUCCUCCUACUUUGGAGGUUUUUCUUCUUCUGUAAAAUCUUUUUUUUUCUUUGUAAUGCAUUUUUUUUUUUUUUUUUUUAGCAAAUUGUUGCAGUGAUUUUGAUGCGUUUCUUUGAAUUUAUUGCCAGUCAUUCUCCAAAGCAUGCUGUCUCUUUCACUUCAUUCCCAGCUUAAACUGCAGCCGCUGGCUUCUCUACAUUUUAGUUUCAAUUUACAGAUACUUAAAUUUUGCUUUUCUUGACUAUUUUCACUGACAAUUUCUGUACUGAGCUGAAAUGGAAAAGUACACGUUUGUACUUUUAGAAGAUUCCCCCUGAAUUUUGCUUUGAGUCACACUGCUGAAACUUUUUCAUUAGCUUUUGCUUAACUUUGCAAUAUAUGCUUGCAUAUAGUGGAAUAAUGGUGGUGUUAUCACUGAAUGAAAGCAGCAAAAAUUACAGCCAUCAAUGCUUUACUGCAUAUGUGCAAUAAAGCAUUGGUGCUUUGGGAUUAGUUUGGAAAAAAAAAUCUUACUUAACUUAAAAUAAUGUACACUUAAAGGCCACAUAUUUUUACCGUUAUUGAUAUUAACCUUGAAGUCUUUACACAUUUAGAUGCAUAUUGCACUGAAAUAAAUGCGGACCAAAAAUUUCUGGAAAUUUUUCUAAGAACUUUUGAUUAUGCUUUGGAAAAUGUUAAGCAAUAAUCUGACUCGCAGACACACUAUUUGUAGGGGUGCAACUUUAUGAUGCAUUGAAAUCAACGUUUAAUUCCUUAUAAAUUGAAUGUAUUUAUAUCAGAUUCAGUAAUUUAUUCAGUGAGCAAGAGGUGGAAAGUGAAAUUGUUAUUUUUUUUGGUAUGCAGGCCAUAUGUUUACCUAAAUCUUGCUUUAUGGAAUUACUGUAAAUGGAAGAUUGUUAUAUAUGUAUUUUGUCUAAAGUCUUUGGAACUGCUAAAAGAUUAAAACUAUUGUUCCCCAUAACCGACUACACGUUCUCUCAUGGUUCUUUCACCUAUAGGUGUCAACGUAGCAUCCUCAUCAGCGCAGAGAAACUGCAAAAUCAAACAUGUUUAACACAAGUGUUCUAAAAAGAUCUGAAAGGAGGAAUAAGUGCCAGUUUGAUCGAGACACCUGAUUUUCCUGUUUAGAGAAAAGAAGAAAAAACCCUUAUCACCCCAUUUAGAGGAUGUUUAUUCAGUACAGAUGUAAUGCAGAUUUAUUAUUUUGGUAGCUCAACAAAUGUUGCACCUCCUCAGGUUUUGUCACUACUGAAGAAUGCUCUCAAUAAAUUUAAUCCUACCUUAAUCAAAUAGAGUUCACGGCUGAGGUUUGUA
This is a messenger RNA of Pelmatolapia mariae (spotted tilapia), 5685 nucleotides long. RefSeq names its product zinc finger protein 687a (gene znf687a). The coding region runs from base 56 to 4027 and encodes 1323 amino acids. The record is from RefSeq and is a predicted model, not a curated record. The transcript has 11 exons. Lineage: Eukaryota; Metazoa; Chordata; Actinopteri; Cichliformes; Cichlidae.